Benincasa hispida (wax gourd) is the source of this 1338-nucleotide messenger RNA. RefSeq lists its product as uncharacterized. The record is from RefSeq and is a predicted model, not a curated record. Gene Ontology annotation, cellular component: mitochondrion. Lineage: Eukaryota; Viridiplantae; Streptophyta; Magnoliopsida; Cucurbitales; Cucurbitaceae.
CCUAAUAAUAGCUUUCUCAUUCACUCACGACAAGUGCUCUCUCUCUCCUUGAUUACUUAUCUCGUUGAGUUUGUCCUAACUUUUCUUUGGUCUCUUUGUUGCUAGCAAAACAUAAACAUUCUCCAAAGCUUACUUAGUGCAUCUUUGAAGGCUGUGCAUAAACAUCUUUGGAAUUGGUCAGACAAUUUUGGGGGCAGGCGCAGGCCCAGUCUCGAACAGCCCAAGGAAUUUCCAUAGGUUUAGUUUUCGUCCCAGCCCACAGGGUAUACGACUCUACCGGAUCGCUCGUCUUCUUCACUUCCAAAUUUUGACUCGAAUCUUGAAAGUUUGAAACAGAUAGCCAAGGGAAUAUGGCGGCUUGCUGUUCCUGGAAAACCCUACGAAUUUCCUCCUCUUCCGCUAGAACUCUCCUUCACCGUUCCUCCUCCUCUCCCUCCGCGUCUCAUUUUGUGUCCAAACCUACUAUGUCUGCCGGACUUCCUUCUGCAAAACCGCCCGCAUCUUCCCGCUUCUAUGUUCAGAAGCUUACCAACUUCAGUCAAUUUAUGGGAUUCUAUGCAUUUCUCUACUUACUGAAGACAAUCAUCGUGACGACUCACUGUUUUUAUGCUAAAUGUCGCUGCUUCUUUAGGCUUCCAGUGGAGUUAUCAAGCGUGCAGUCUCUAAUGCCAUUGCACAGUGUUACCGCUUCUGCCUUGUUUACUUCGUUGCUUUCUUUGCAUAACAACAGUUGGGGUUAUCUAUCUGAAGGAUUCGCUACACCUCUAUAGCAUGGGCGGUGCCUCCAGUCUAGAUACCAGACUGAACCCUGAGAAGAAGAUUUGGUUAUAUUGCUUGCUAGUUGCAAAUUGAUUCGGAUGUUCCUACAUCAGGAAGUGUUUGUCUCUCGCUUUUCCCUAGUUAACAAACCAUUAUAGAGAUGACAGGUGACAGGAUAUCCCUAUAUGCUUUUGUUGGUAAAAAGUUUUGCAGAUAAAGAGGAUAUUGGGAUCUCAGGAAUGACAUACGAAUUAUCGGGAACUGUUUUAUAUUGUUAUAUCUUGCACAAUUAUCUUAACUUAAGCCAAACAUUGCUAGUUUCGAUGUUUGAGGAAACUUCCCAUGAAUCCUUGUCACUGAGUUUGAUUAUCCUGCCACAUUCGGUUGGCUGUAGAUGUUGCAGAAUGAAUCGUAUAAAUUCCAUGGUGAUAUUGCUCUAGUAAGUCCUGCCAUUUUGGACCCUCAAUUUAGCCUGCGAGUUUGGCUCAUUUUAAACAUUUCUGUUCACUUUUGAAUUGGGAUCUUCACACCCCAAUCUAACAUUUCUUUCUUCGUAAACUUUAUAUAAGUAUUUUAUCA